AUGCUAAUAGAUGUCAUUCUUCAACUCAUCCUGUACAUAUUCGUCAUAGCCGAACAAAGCCAGAGUUUAUCUCGUCUUCAAAGAUCUCUUUCGCCAGAAAUAAAUCACUUCAAGGCGCACAAUUUGAUUGAAUCUCCGCUCAAUGUUUCGUGUUCCCAAUCGGUAUGCACCGGACCACUUGCUCCAAUUUACUGUCAUGGACCAAUACUCUACGCCGCCUGGCAGUUUGGUCUUCAAAAAAGCUGCCCAGGAAAUAGACUCCGAUUUCCUGCAUCUCAAGUUAUCGAGAAUUUCAAAAAGAUUGCAUAUCCGUUGAAAAUUGAGGAUUUUAAAUCAUUUUGUCAGGAAAACUUUGAGAAUCGCCCCAAUCUUCGCAUUGCAACACUUCAGGAUUUCAUAGAUGAUCCCAGUUUUUUAAAUAGCAUUGUCAAUCAAAAACACAGACAGUUGGCUUCGGAAAUUCACAAGAAAUGGAAACUUCUUGCUCGUGAGUUCAACGAAGAUGCCUUUGAAAAUCCAAAUAUGUCUCCCGUUCUACCAAUCAAAAACCCAUUCAUCAUUCCUGGAGGAAGAUUUGAUGUCUACUUUUAUUGGGAUUCAUAUUGGAUUGUAAAAGGACUCCUUGUAUCCGGUAUGACGAAAACCGUAAAAGGGAUGAUCGACAAUUUUGCCGAUAUUAUUCGCGAACACGGAAGCAUUCCGAAUUCGGGAGAUCUUCAGCUUUCUCAGAGAACCCAGCCCCCGCUUUUCAGUCAAAUGGUUUGGCAAUACACUUUGCGAACCGGAGAAUUCCACCGAGAAUGGCUGACGAAAAUUGAUGACGAGCUGCGAUUCUGGGAAACAAACAGGACUAUUAAACAACAAGGAAGAACAAUGUUUAUCUAUAAGGCAGUGUCAGAUUGUCCACGACCAGAAAAUUUUCUGGAUGACUACGUCAUUGGAAUGAAGGCAUCAAAUCCAACGCAGGUGUGGAGAGCAAUUGCUUCAGCGUGUGAAUCCGGGUGGGAUUUCAGUUCUCGUUGGGUUAAUCGAACAGGAGAAUUUGAUAUGAAGACAAUUCAUACAGAUGAAAUAAUUCCGGUCGAUUUGAAUGUUUUCGUCGCCAAAAGUUAUUGGAUUUCGGCAAAACUUCACGAACAUUUUGGAGAAAAACAAUUGUCAUUGGAAAACCUGCGAAAAUUCGAAGAAUUGAAGAACGCGAUAAUGGAAGUGUUGUGGGAUGAGAAAAGGGGAGCAUGGUUCGAUUAUGACAUCGUUUUUAGAGCAAAAAGUGUCGACUUCUAUCCUUCGAACGUAUUCCCGCUUCUCCUUGACGGAUUCGAAAAAUACGGAGAUAACGUAGCCGAAUACAUCAAAAAUGAACAGAUUCUCGAUUACAAAGGAGGCGUGCCGACAUCUAAAAAGCAAGUCACACUUCAACAAUGGGAUUUUCCGAAUGUUUGGGCUCCAACACAACAUUUGCUGAUUGAAAGCUUUCUGGCGUCAAAUAAUUCCUAUUUAAUUGAGAAAGGAAAAUCUGAAGCAUUGAAAUUUAUUGAAAAUGUCUACAAUGGGUUGCUGAACCCACCAAAAGGCUUUACUGGAGCAAUUUGGGAAAAAUACGAUGCACGGUCAUUGGAUGGAGUGCCAGGCGGAGGCGGAGAAUACAGCGUGCAAGAAGGAUUCGGUUGGACGAAUGGUGCAGUCCUCGAUUUGAUUUGGAUUAUGCGACAAGACGUGAAAUUGGAAAAACUGAUGGAUAUUCAUUUUGGCACCCGAAACCAAAAUAUUAUCUUGUUCUCUUCAUUCGCCUUCUGUGCAUUUAUUAUAAUAUUCGAAGGACACAAUCACGAGAAGAACGAAGUGAAAGCCGAGGGCUGUUGGAGGAAAACUCCGACGAAGACGUGUAGUCCGACAAAGACGUGUAGCGAUUCGUGCAAACCAACUAACUAG
Molecule: messenger RNA, 1932 nt
Organism: Caenorhabditis bovis
Lineage: Eukaryota; Metazoa; Nematoda; Chromadorea; Rhabditida; Rhabditidae
Source: the annotation of a GenBank genome assembly